UUGAAAUCACAAGGAACUGCAGGUGCUGGAACCGUGAGCAAAACUAUCGGAAGACAGUCUGGAGAAGGGUCCCGACUCGAAACAAAGCGUUUCACCUACUGCUUUUAAUCAAGGGGGUGAGAUGCGCUGCGGGCGAGAAAGAGCAACAGACCUCAGAGAAAUUCCUGACACACCUCUACACGGUGUUCAAGGUUUUGUCUCAGGACGUUUGCUGUUGGAGUUUAAUUCGCAAUGCUGCCCUGCAUAAAGCAGGAAUACAGCAAUUUACAGCGGCCCCUCCCUUUCUGCUAACUCUUGCCUUUGAUCUCGGUUGCCCUUUAUCUUGGAAAUACCUAUAAAACCUUCCCUAAUCCGGUGUGGACGCUAGCCUUCCCCCUCCCCGCGCCUGAUUGGUGAGACUGAGUCAGAGCUUCCUUCUGCUCGCCGCAGAUGAUCCCGGGUUUGGCUGUGCAACGAUGAGGGCAGCCAGCUCUGCCCCUUCCUCCUGACUUCGCUCUGACUGAGCUGCAGUGGCAGCGAGCGAGCGGGCGGGCAGCGCAAAGUUUCAACAAAGAGCGUGUGGGUCUGAUGGAUCUUCAGCGUGGGAGGGGAAGUGAGUGGAUAUAAACCUCCCACUUGUUACUAAGUUUUUUUUUUGUUCACUGUGACUGCGGACUUCUCCAUGCACUGCGGAUAAUGGGAUUCUAAAGAUGAAGCAGAUAGCUCACCAGCCUCCCUGGAUUUCGCUGACGACACCGGAUUGCUUUGCCUGAAGAUGGAAACACUGGAGUCGGAACUGACCUGCCCUAUCUGUUUGGAGCUCUUCGAAGAUCCACUGCUUCUGCCCUGUGCCCACAGCCUGUGCUUCAGCUGCGCCCACCGCAUCCUAGUGUCCCACUGCGCGUCCAACGAGAGCGUGGAAUCCAUCGCAGCCUUCCAGUGCCCGACUUGUCGCUAUGUCAUUGCCCUCAACCACCGCGGCUUAGAGGGUCUGAAGCGCAACGUCACCUUGCAGAAUAUCAUCGACCGCUUCCAGAAGGCCUCGGUGAGCGGGCCCAACUCGCCCGGUGAGACCCGCCGCGGGCAGAGCCUGGACAGCAGCACCAUGACGACGGCAGAGCGCAUCCCCUGCCAGUUCUGCGAGCAGGACCCGCCGCGGGCGGCCGUGAAGACGUGCGUCACCUGCGAGGUCUCCUACUGUGACGGCUGCCUGAAGGCCACUCACCCCAGCAAGAAGCCAUUCACUGGCCACCGCCUCAUCGAGCCCGUGCCCGACUCGCACCUCCGUGGCCUCAUGUGCCUGGAGCACGAGAGCGAGAAGGUCAACAUGUACUGCAUGACGGACGAGCAGCUGAUCUGCGCCCUGUGCAAGCUGGUGGGGCGCCAUCGAGACCACCAAGUGGCAGCACUGGCCGACAGGUUCGACAAGAUUAAGCAAAGUCUGGAGACUAACCUGGCCGGUCUUAUCAAGAGGAAUAACGAGCUGGAAACACUAAUGGGUAGACUAAUCCAGACUUGUCAGCAUGUAGAGGUGAAUGCAACAAGGCAAGAAUGCAAACUUACAGAAGAAUGUGACCAACUUAUUGAAAUCAUUCAACAACGAAGACAAAUCAUUAGCACGCAAAUCAAGGAAGGCAAGGUUGUGCGUCUGCGGAAAUUGGCUCAGCAGAUCGCCAACUGCAAGCAGUCUAUUGAACGAUCUGGGUCCCUCAUCACUCAAGCAGAGCAUACGCUAAAAGAGAACGAUCAUGCCCGCUUCUUGCAGACGGCUAAAAAUAUAUCUGAAAGAGUUUCCAUGGCAACUGCAUCUUCUCAAGUGCUCAUUCCAGAAAUCAACCUUACCGAUACUUUUGACACAUUUGCAUUGGACUUCUCCCGGGAGAAGAAGAUGCUGGAAAACCUUGAUUACCUCACAGCACCAAAUCCGCCAGCAAUUCGAGAGGAGCUGUGCACCGCAUCACACGACACCAUCACGGUUCACUGGACCUCGGAUGAUGAAUUCAGCGUGGUGUCCUACGAGUUGCAAUACACCAUUUUCACUGGACUCGCCAACAUAGUUAGUUUGUGUAGCUCGGCAGACAGCUGGAUGAUUGUUCCGAACAUCAAGCAGAACCAUUACACCGUGCACGGCCUACAGAGCGGCACCAAGUAUGUCUUUGUGGUCAAGGCCAUUAACCAAGCUGGCAGCCAGAACAGUGAACCGGCCAGGCUAAAGACAAACAGCCAACCGUUCAAGCUGGAUCCCAAGUCUGCGCACCGGAAGCUGAAAGUCUCUCAUGACAACCUCAGCGUGGAGCGGGAUGAGACCACCUCGAAGAAGAGCCACACCCCAGAGCGAUUCACCAGCCAAGGGAGCUAUGGCAUCACUGGCAAUGUCUAUAUCGACAGUGGAAGACAUUACUGGGAGAUUCUCAUUGGAGGAAGCACGUGGUAUGCGAUCGGGAUUACCUACAAGUCAGCACCGAAGCACGAAUGGAUUGGGAAAAACGCCUUCUCCUGGGUAUUCUGCCGGUGCAACAAUAGCUGGGUGACGAGACACAACAGCAAGGAAUUUCCAGUGGAACCUUCUCCUCACCUGCGACGGCUGGGCCUCCUGCUGGACUACGACAACGGCUCAUUGUCCUUCUACGAUGCGGUUAAUGCUCAGCAACUGUACACCUUUGACAUUGCCUUCGUUCAGCCCGUAUGCCCCACUUUCACUGUGUGGAAUAAAUCCCUCACCGUUUUAACUGGUCUGCCUAUACCGGACCACCUGGACUGCACGGAACAGAUAUCUUAAGAAGCACGUGGGGGGGGAAUGAGGACCUUGCUUCCGAGCUUUACAGUGAGAGUGCUUUGCACAGCUAACUGGAACUGCCUAAUUGAAUCGGACUUCAUCUCGCUGUCCAAUUAGAGCUGGAACUAAAACAUACCUUAUGGACUCCUCCCUCUCCACACCAUCUCAGUUUAUAGGUAUAUUUUCUUCUUUUUCUCAAAAGGAGUCCAUUAUUUCUACAUGGUUGCAGGCACCACUUAAGGUGAUGCAUGCCUUGAUCGAUCUUCGACUGAUCUGAGCUAGAAAAUAAGAGCAAUGUAUUCAGUUGCUGCUGUGUUUGGCUAAAAGGUCCCAUCUUUCAUUUCGGGCAGACAGAUUUCACUAUAUACAUCAUAAAUGUGAACAUUUGAUUGUGUUGUGGAAUGCACUUAAGGUGUACUCAGAAUUGAGUAUUUGGGGAAAUCAACUUUAAGGAUUAGGAUUUGAAGUUAGAUAGUUUGCCUUCUAUAUUUUUCAAAUGUCUCCAUAAAUGUGUAGGGUCACAAUUGAUCUCAAAGUCUCAACCCUGACCCAAACGAAAACCUGUUUCUCAGAACCCUUUCCAACGUAACUCAGAUCAUCUUCUCCUGUGAUCUUUCACAUUCAUGCUGUCAUCUCGCAGGGGCUACACACACCUCCAUGCAUUUUCUUCCAUCUAGGUUUUAUUUAUUCUGUUGAUUUCCUAUAGAAGAAAAAAAUAGCUUUGAAUCACCGCGUUUGCAUCUCCCCAUCUCUAGAUCAGUCAUCAAAAAGUGAGAAUGUGGAUUGAAUUGUUUCUGUCAAGUCAGUUGAGGCUGUUUUUGACAACCAGCAGACGAACCGUUGUAAUUCCUGAACCUUUACUUUUUGGGACAGUAUGGCUGGGUGUCCAAAUCCUUUUGAUGAGACUAAUUGAUAAUUCCGAAAUCAAACUUCCAUCCCCAAACAAGUCUCCGCAGCUGUGCUAACAUUGAGACUUUAACAUGACUAAAUAACAGGCCCUUAUAAAAAAGAUUCUGCAUGUCGAGUCAUUUUAGCCUAUCUCCUUCUAGAUACAGAAAUUACAUUUCACUCUUUACAACUCCAUGUGCUGCUAUCAGAUUGUAAAAUGAAAUGAUGUCCAUUCAGAUCCCUGACAUAACUUGCCAGUGGACAUUGACCCUGUCCUGUGAGCAUGAUGGAUGAAAAUCUACCCCUUAGAAUAAUACAGUUACCUACCUGUACUGGUCCAUGGGCACACCCAUUCUUAUUUUGACAUUACACUUUAGACCCAGAGGAAGAUAACCCUGUUACUGUUCAACAUCUAGCUCUAACAUUCCUCUGCUUUGUACUUACUCUUAUAUAGGGGAAAUUUAUGUUAUUUAUAUAAAAUGAUUUUUUUUUGAUGAAAAUUAUUAGAACCCUUUGCUUUUGCACAUUCAAUGUUUACUAUCGUAUUUAUGCUUAGAUGGUUUGUUGGAAAUUGAGAAAUAUGUGAAAAAAGAGAAAAUUAUGGUUUUCCCAACAGGAUUAUUAAGAAUUAUUGAUUAAGAAGCUAUUGUUGAGGACAGACUGUGCGAUGAAUAGUAUAGUUCAGCUGAUUUGUAAAUUAUCUAUCUUAUACAGAAACCGAACAGUGCUGAACUGGAUUUAAGGAGAUAACAUCCCAUUUCUAUACUUCUGCUCAUAGGAGUUGGACAUUGACGGUAUAAUUGUACAAAGGAAAUAAACUAUUUCUUCUUGCGAACCUUGCAUUUAGUUCCAGAGUAGUUAGCUGGGUUGACGCUUCAAUAUGACAUUAGAUUUCAACUGCCUUUCCCCAAUGAUCAACAAGUGGUAAUUAAUCAGACUCAAAUAUCUUUACCUUAGCAAUAGUAUUUCAUCUAAAGUAUCAUAGGAACAUAAUAGAUUGUGUGUUUCCUUUCUGACUGUGGCUCCUUGUCCCUCCUGGUAACUUCACAUAUUUGACCACAUUGCCUUUACACCAAAGUGCAUUUAUACAGCUCUUUAUUUGCAAAGGUAUGCAUGAUCAUUUUUUUUUAAUCCAAAGAGGAAAUGGGUGCAGAUGUCAUUAGAAACUUCAUUCCAGAGCCUGAUCUUUAGAAGCGGAAUGGUGUCUACUAUCAAUCUUGUUUUAGAAACAAUUAGACAGGUCCCUCUAACCUGUCUAGAGUAUGGGCCAAACGCACGCUGGUGGGACUUGUGUGGAUGGGAUGUGUUGGUUGGUGUGGGCCAGUUGGGCCGAAGGGCCUGUUUCCACACUGUGUGACUCUAUGACUCUAUUAUCACAAAUUCUGUAGGUCUCAACCCAGAUAAGGAAUAGUGAAACAGCAAAGUAUAGGGAUAGUAUAAUGGCAUCAUUGUGAUGCAGAAGGAUAAUUAUAUUAGAAUGGGACAAGAACGAAAAGAAAGCUUUGAACUGUAGAUUUACUUCCAGAGUCUGUAAGUCAAAUCAUUGCCAUUGCAGGUACUUUGAGUCAGGUUUGGGACAUCAGUAAAGGUAAGAGACAAAUUACAUAAACAUGCCUUGUAAUCACUGGAAUAUAGAGAGCUAUGGAUGGUCAUAUUGUGAUUUUUAAGAAGAUUUUGAUAGGAUAGAUAUGGAUAAUAUAUUUAUUUUGGUCGAGGUGGCCACAGGCUAGCAAACACAGUCAGAAAACUGGCCCUGGGCCUUUUUCAGGAUGAAAUAAACAAUACAUUUUUUCACACUAAAAACUGCACAAACCAGAAUCCCUCACUCACAGGUCAUCUGGGUGCAAACGUAAGGGUCAGUUGACAUUUUAAAGAUAAUAAUCAAUAGAUUUUUGUCAGAGAGUUAAACAGAGUUAUGGGAUAGAUUUACCGUAAACUGAAUAAAUGGGGAAACAAGCCCAAGGGCCCAAUUAGUUCCAGUUCCCAUGUACACUAAAUAUGUUAGUUCAAUAGGUCAUUGAAAGUUGUAAAAGGAUAUGGCGUCAGUUGGAGUAUUGUCUCUUUAGAUUUUCAAUCAGCUUACAUCAAUCCAAUGUUCACCUGUAACUACUGUUAGAAUUUUAUGUAAAGAUGAUUUUUCAUUUCAUAUAAGAAUGUGUAUUAAAUGGUCCGGUUAGGAAAUGGAAUAAGAAUGUGCAUGAAAAUGCAAUAAUCCUCACUGCAGAAUUAAGCACAUUUUUGUGCCUUAUGCUCCACCUGUUUCAAAAACAGCAACACAAACCUGGUUACUGUGACUUGAGUUAACCUAAGCCUCUCUGUUAUGGACCAUGGAUAUUGAUUCCAGCACACAGGUACUUAAUUCCACAUGAAACUCCUGAAAGGUGGUACCAGGCAUUGAGAUGCCACACGAGGAAUUCCGAUCAGAGUGAUGUUUUGCCAUUGUGAAUUCGCAGAGAAGAGUGUUUAAGAAGCUGCACGUCCAUCAUUGAAUGCUGACAACACUUUGAAGAUGAUAAUUCGUUAUUAGCGCUUGUUGACCAGUGGAGGACAGCCGAGCGACUUGGACACAAAUAAAACAGGCUGUUUGGCGCGCAAGAACUCAUUACUCGAUAAACGGGUGCCAAAAGGUCAAGGCAAAGGACUUGCAAUAUCAUGUUACAAAUCCUGCAUGUCAUUGAACACCUAAGCGAGAACUGUAGCAUUCUGAGAUGCCAUGGAAACAGGUAAUGUGAUCUGUGAAAGGACAGUGCCGCAGAGACUGCUGUUGAACCGUGUCAAUGACUCUGCUUAAAGACUUACUAUCCUUCACUACCACAAAUAACCUCUGGAAAGUAAUUCCAGUGAGUGACUUUACAUGAGAGUUGGGCUCUGAAGUCAGCCACUCAGUUUGAGCUGGUCCGUCCAUUUCUAAGGCGUGCUUUAAUUAAUAUAGCUGGUAAUUCAGUCGACAUUCAACAGUUCAACUGUUAAAGCUGCACCUCACCUUGUUUUGCCAGCAUGGAAGCAAUGUGCAGUGACUGGAGGGACAAUUCUAUGUAUUACUGUUGACAGACACCGUCAUACAUCACCACCCAUGUCCAACCCUGGCUAUUGAUUUUGUUUUUGUUCUUUUACAAUUUUAAUGGAGUGGCCUGUUUUAUCUCAAAAUAUUUCGCAGUGCUGAAUUCAAUGCCUGAUUCUGGAAUAAAGAACUAGUCAUGUCAAGCCAGA
Amblyraja radiata (thorny skate) is the source of this 6853-nucleotide messenger RNA. Its product is annotated as E3 ubiquitin-protein ligase Midline-1. Gene Ontology annotation, molecular function: zinc ion binding; protein binding. Lineage: Eukaryota; Metazoa; Chordata; Chondrichthyes; Rajiformes; Rajidae. The transcript has 11 exons. The record is from RefSeq and is a predicted model, not a curated record. Gene Ontology annotation, cellular component: cytoplasm. Gene Ontology annotation, biological process: regulation of microtubule cytoskeleton organization. Bases 755 to 2758 code for a protein of 667 amino acids.